Molecule: messenger RNA, 318 nt
Organism: Lathyrus oleraceus (garden pea)
Lineage: Eukaryota; Viridiplantae; Streptophyta; Magnoliopsida; Fabales; Fabaceae
Exons: 1
Coding region: 1-318 (105 amino acids)
Source: RefSeq, a predicted model, not a curated record
AUGUCUCUUCAACUAGUUGAUCAAUCAGUUAAGUACCCAAUCGGUAUAUUAGAAGACAUCCCAGUUAGGAUUGGUCAACUUUAUAUUCCGACCGACUUUGUCGUAAUGGACAUUAGGGAAGACGAAGAUAUCCCUAUUCUUCUAGGUAGAACAUUCUUAUCAAUUGUUGGAGCAAUUAUAAAUGUUAAAAGAGGAAAGAUGACUGGUGACGAGAAAGUCGAGUUUAUCCUAUCCAAAUUUCUAAAAGUGCCUCCCAUUGAUGACUCGUGUUGUGCCAUCAAUAUUAUUGAUGAGUGCAUAAGAGAGUUGGAUAGAUAA